AUGGCCAUAUUUUCCAACCUCGUGCUGCUGGCAGCUUAUUCAACAUGUGUUGUUGGUGGGCCGGUCCCAAGGAACCACCAGAGGCGCCAGUUUAUUGGAUACUUCAACACUUCUUCCAUAAUUUCUUCAACAUCUGAAAAGGCAGUCGCGCAACUAGACACUGCUCUAGUAGUAGAGCCUAUUCAGCCAACAAUAUUCACAUCAGUAGCCCCAGGUAUCACGUUUGUGAAUCCAGAUGGCGAACCACUGGCGACGCAAGAUCCAGAAACUGUUCUAUCCACAUCCUUCAUCACACCUACACAGAAUCCUACAACAGCCAAAUCAUCCAGUGUGGUACCCACACCUACCACUACGCCGGGUCUAAAACAAGCACCAGUCGAGAGUAGCCCAACCCCCACUCUCUCUUCUGAUACCCUAUCAGCACUGUCAAGCUCCGUCAAAGUUGUUGAAAACAGUACAGCUAGCGUUACUAGUCGUGAGUAUCCCAAAUUCACGUACUCGCCCAUAGAGCAAGCGUCUUCGGCUUCCCUAGCCUCAGUCACUCCUCCUACCAGUGAAGCACUAGCGCCUACCUCUGGAGGAAUGCCUGGCUUUCAACAUCCUGGAUCAGCAGCUCCAAGUCAACUACCAUCGAACAACAGUUCUAGCCCGACUACCGUUGCGUCAUCUGUAGGAGCAUCUAGUGUUUCUAGCGGUUCACCUGUAGUAUCGUCCUCGAGAUCUACAGGUGACUUGGCGGACGUGACAUCACGUAUUAUGGUCACAUCAUACACCACUGUGUAUGUUUCUGCCCCGUCACCCGAUGCGGCUAUCACGGCAUCUGAGGAGCCCGUAUCAGGGUCAGCUACGCCUACUCCGGCUAUGACAAGCUGCAAGGAAGGUCAGGAGGCAGUGCCACCUGUUGCCAGCUCAGCGGCUCUGGCUGUACCGUCGGAUUCUUUACAGGUCCCACCAGUAGUAAUCGUUACGUCGUUCACGACAGUCAUGGCCACGCUGGCGCCCAGCGAGACAUCCCAAGUACCAGCCACGUCUGCGGCACCCGAGCCAGUAGCACCCAGCUCCUCAGCUGCUUCUUCUGCCUCUGAAGUAACUUCAUCGUCAGCAGAGCCAACACCACCUGCAGCCCCUAGCAGCCCCUCCCCUCCUUCACCAGAAAGCUCAACAUCAGCACAGCCAACCUCGUCCUCGGCACCCCCUGCAGAGCCUCCAGCGCAGCCAUCUCCGUCCACCACUCCUACCCCGGAACCCUCACAGCAACCAUCCCCCUCUCCAUCCCUGUCUUCUCCAGAAGCCCCCGCAUCGACAUCAGAUGCCACCUCAUCUCCACCUGCACCCACAACCAUCCUGUCCGCAUCAUCGCCGCCGCCGCCACCAGCACCUGAACCCACACCUUCUUCUCCGUCUUCGUCUUCGACAACAUCAGAAGGCCCCCUCAUCAUCACCCCGAUUCCACCAAGCCAGAUCUUUACCGUAACGGCUACGACGACGGAGAAGGAGACGGUUAGGGAGACGGUCACUGUGACGGCUACGGCGUAG
Molecule: messenger RNA, 1536 nt
Organism: Bipolaris victoriae FI3
Lineage: Eukaryota; Fungi; Ascomycota; Dothideomycetes; Pleosporales; Pleosporaceae
Exons: 2
Coding region: 1-1536 (511 amino acids)
Source: RefSeq, a predicted model, not a curated record